Equus caballus (horse) is the source of this 1081-nucleotide messenger RNA. NCBI's taxonomy places the organism in Eukaryota, Metazoa, Chordata, Mammalia, Perissodactyla, Equidae. The record is from RefSeq and is a predicted model, not a curated record.
GACGUCGGGCGGCACUGCCAGGUGCAGCAUUGCCGGCAGCGAGGUUAAGAUACCCUGCAGGAUGAGAAAUUUGGGGAACAAUUGUAGCUCUCUCGAAAGUGCAAUGGCUUUUGUUUUCACUUAGAAAAAAUGAUGUGAUCGGCUAUAUCCAGCCUCCCUUGUCUGUAUACUGUAAUUUCAUAUGAGCCUUGAACACAGAAGCAAGGAGUCACAUAGCUGUCCUGAGGUGACUGUAAGCAAUGAGAGACUGAAGUCAGAUAAGCAUACCUCCUACCCAUGCUCGUUCAAGGACUGUGCUGAAAGAGAGCUUGUGCCAGUCAUAUGUCCUUAUUGUGAGAAGAAUUUUUGCCUGAGACACCGUCAUCAGUCAGAUCAUGAAUGUGAAAAACUGGAAAUCCCUAAGCCUCGAAUGGCUGCCACUCAGAAACUUGUUAAAGACAUUAUUGAUUCCAAGACAGGAGAAACAGCAAGUAAACGACGGAAAGGUGCAAAAAACAGUGAAACAGCUGCAAAAGUAGCAUUGAUGAAAUUAAAGAUGCAUGCUGACGGAGAUAAAUCAUUGCCACAGACAGAAAGAAUUUAUUUUCAGGUUUUCUUACCUAAGGGGAGCAAAGAGAAGAGCAAACCAAUGUUCUUUUGCCACCGAUGGAGCAUUGGAAAGGUCAUAGACUUCGCAGCUUCUUUAGCCAGUCUUAAAAAUGACAAUAACAAAUUGACAGCUAAGAAAUUAAGGUUGUGUCACCUUACUUCCGGAGAAGCCUUACCCUUGGAUCAUACUUUGGAAACUUGGAUUGCUAAGGAGGACUGUCCUUUAUAUAAUGGUGGAAGUAUUAUCUUGGAAUAUCUUAAUGAUGAAGAACAGUUUUUAGAAAAUGUUGAUUCUUACUUGGAAUAGUCAGUAAAGGAUUCAAGCCGGAAAUCAUGAGGAAAACUCUAUGUUAAGUCAAUUUCCUUUAUUAAAAAUACUAUAUAUUUUUUUGUUUUUAAAAGUCGCUUUUUAACUUAUUUUCACUGUGUAAUAAUUUAUAUUAUCAGUUUUCUAUUAAAUUGGAGUUUUUGUGUUUUAAAGUUUAACUAUGAA